Messenger RNA from Ixodes scapularis (black-legged tick), 381 nucleotides. Its product is annotated as keratin-associated protein 9-1-like. NCBI's taxonomy places the organism in Eukaryota, Metazoa, Arthropoda, Arachnida, Ixodida, Ixodidae. The record is from RefSeq and is a predicted model, not a curated record. The transcript is spliced from 2 exons. The coding region runs from base 1 to 381 and encodes 126 amino acids.
AUGAAGUACUGUGUGCUGAUCUUCGCUGCAGCAGCGCUUCUAGGGCUCCUGUGCCCUCGGGUUGAGGCGAGAUGUCCGAGCAACGAAGGAGUCUUCAGCGACUGCUCCUUCACGACCUGUACGCCGAGUGAGUGCGCCGACCAAGGCCAGGAAUGCUGCCCUAAACCCUGCGGUGGAUCCUGGUGUGUCGAUGGUGUUGAAGACCGGUCCCUUCAAUCUACCCCGGUGUGUCCCCAAACUGUCCUGCCCGAGGGCGGAUGCAACGACCCCGCAGGGAGCAUCACGUGCUCGAAUGUCUUUUGCGCCGGUGUCCCUUGCUGUAUGGACGCAUGCGGGAAACCAUACUGCCUGAACCCAUCCAGUGAGACCGUCUCGAUCUAG